AUGACACGUGGUUUCGUUUGUGAUAUAAAUGAAGAAAGCAUACAACUGAUAAAUUGGACAUGGUUAGAACCGUUUAUGUUUAUCGUCAACAUGGGAACUCAUGGCUUCUACCCCUACCCACUUCUUCUUCGGCCAUAUGCUGAAGCAUUUGACAAUGAGCCGCUCGGAGAAGAACUCAAAUGUGACGAUUCAUUGACCCAUGUCUCCGGCUCUAAUAUGUUGUACUUCUUUAUAAAUACAUCAUGGUUUAUAUUUGUAUUGAGUUAUAUUGUUGCUAUAUACAAAAAAGAGGUUAUACCGAUUCGAAUGUUCUAUUUGUGGAGCUUAUUGAAGAUAGGGGUGCAGAUAUUGUUUUUGGCGUACCAGCCUGGUAGUAUCAAAUUCAGCAACGAUGCUGUCGGCUUCCUAGAACGCAGUGGCUUUGCCAACCUGUUGGAUAUUGUAUUGGGUUGCAUUUGCAUCGUAAUAAUAAGAAGAUACGUCAAUCAAAUGUCGCUGGAAGUAGUGGUUUGGAUCGUGAAGAAACCACCUACAUACGAGGAGUGUCUCAAUAACUUAAAGCAAAAAGAAAAGAAUGAAGCAAUUAUUCAUAUCGAUACUAAACCAGGACUUCUCACCUCUUGCAUUUAA
This is a messenger RNA of Pieris macdunnoughi, 630 nucleotides long. NCBI's taxonomy places the organism in Eukaryota, Metazoa, Arthropoda, Insecta, Lepidoptera, Pieridae. The record is from the annotation of a GenBank genome assembly.